AUGUGUCGGCAAUCAUUUUCCCGCAUUCAGGACGUCCUUGGCCAUCGUCGUGUCUUCCCGUCUGUCAUUAACACGCGCGCUAUAGCUGGGGAGAUUGAGGAUGAACUCCCCCUAGAGUUUCUAGGGUUAGAGUCGUUUUUGAAUGAGACGAAGACAUCUCAGUUCAUCCACAAGACCCUUCAGAUACCCACUCGCAGGAUCCUCAACGCCUACCUCGAAGCCAGUGGUCAGCAGAAGAAGGUCUUCUUUGACAACUGUACGUCUGGCUGGGCAAAGCGUUCAGUACAGACGCCUACCCCAGGCGGAGACAGCGACGAGCCCGGGGCUCAGGCUGCCGCCAGGCCGCCACCCAAGACACAGCCUGAUUGCUAUGUGCUUGCAACCGACACCAUAGCCUCGGCUGGAGACGUGGGCGAUCCGGAUAACGAACCAUAUACAUUCGACGAGGAGUUUCUAGCUAGUGGCCUCUUACACAAUGUCCGCCGCAUCAGUCUAGCAGAGCACAAGGCCCUCCACCGUCUACGUGCAGCAACUAUGCAAAGCUACGUCGACGGUUCGAUGCCCGAAGACUUUAUAGUGCACUUAGCCCACGUUGCCUCUAAACGAGAGACAGGGGAUGAGCAGGAAGAAACCCGCCGAGUGGAGAGCGUCCCUGGCCAGGUCUUUUACGCCCGCGCACUAACCCAAGCAUUCCACUAUAUGGUCUCCUCAGGCGUGGAAUUCGAAUAUAUGGCCACUGGCGAAACGCUCUCCUUCCUACGGGUGCGGCCUGAAGACCCGACUACUCUUUAUCACGCAUGUCUCUUCCCCCAGUAUGCCACUACUCCUACCGGGGCAGAGGAUGAUAGGCAGCUAUCGGAUGAUAAGAGGGCCCGUCUUGCUGUGUCGAUGCUCUCGUCCAUCACUCUCAUGGCCCUAGAAACGACGCCUAGCCGAGUGCGUCAGCGUGACUUUAAUCUUUCCCAGCUAACUCGUUUCCCUCAACUACCGGCUUCUAGCACGGCAGCCUCGAGCCCGGGAGGCAGCUUGGUGUCGCGUAAGCGAUAUCACCGUGACGACAGUGACCGAGAUAGCACUGAUGACGAUGACCCCGGGGAUGACGACGACGACGCACGCUCUACAUCAAGCAACAUGGACAUUCCAGCUAGAGGACGUCGCCGACGUAGCUCGCCGCUCAAGAAGCAAUGGAACGCGUCGGACGCUGAUGGCUCCCAGAGGCAUGCGGGGGUGAAGAGAAAACGAGGAGGGCAUCGACUUAAACUCACGCAGCCCCAGCCACCAGGAAAACUCGGCCUGCAGAGGUGGGACGUUAAAGGACACAAGCCAAGAAGACCGACGCUGCCUAGCCAGCGCGACCCCUCGACGUCCCGUCCUAUACGGCCCUUUUGCACCCAGGGAUGCCUACGUGGCCUUAUACACGGCGAAGAGAUGGAUGCCGGUUGUCCUAACCUCCUACUGCACAUACAAGCAGCACGGCGCGAUUCUAAGUCCUGGCGGCCGUCAAUCAAGCACGCAUUGACACCUAACGAGCUCUGCGAGCUUAUAUAG
Geosmithia morbida is the source of this 1548-nucleotide messenger RNA. RefSeq lists its product as uncharacterized. Bases 1 to 1548 code for a protein of 515 amino acids. The record is from RefSeq and is a predicted model, not a curated record. NCBI's taxonomy places the organism in Eukaryota, Fungi, Ascomycota, Sordariomycetes, Hypocreales, Bionectriaceae. The transcript has a single exon.